Messenger RNA from Glycine soja, 1794 nucleotides. Its product is annotated as uridine kinase-like protein 1, chloroplastic. Gene Ontology annotation, cellular component: cytoplasm; chloroplast. Gene Ontology annotation, molecular function: kinase activity; ATP binding. The record is from RefSeq and is a predicted model, not a curated record. The coding region runs from base 1 to 1425 and encodes 474 amino acids. NCBI's taxonomy places the organism in Eukaryota, Viridiplantae, Streptophyta, Magnoliopsida, Fabales, Fabaceae. The transcript has 14 exons.
AUGCCGGAAGAAACGACGUCGAUCGACUACGUGAUGGAGGCUGCAUCUGGGCCCCACUUCUCCGGCCUGAGACUCGACGGCCGGGUCCCGUCCUCCGCCACCGCCGCGUCCUCCACUCCCGAUUCAACCCUAACCCUCGAUUCCCUUCCCAAUCAACCCUUCGUCAUAGGAGUUUCUGGAGGUACUGCCUCGGGCAAAACCACCGUCUGCGAUAUGAUCAUUCAGCAACUCCACGAUCACCGCGUUGUCCUCGUAAAUCAGGACUCGUUUUAUCGCGGGUUGAAUCCUGAAGAGUUGGAACGUGUUCACGAGUACAAUUUCGACCACCCUGAUGCUUUUGACACGGAGCAGUUGUUAGAGUGCACGAGGAAGCUCAUCAGUGGCCAGGGAGUGCAUGUUCCCAUUUAUGACUUCAAGAAGCACCAACGCUCUUCCGAUAGUUUUCGCCAGGUGAAUGCCUCUGAUGUGAUUAUAUUGGAGGGGAUUCUUGUGUUCCAUGAUCAGCGCGUGCGGGAUCUGAUGAACAUGAAGAUCUUUGUUGACGCAGAUGCUGAUGUGAGACUUGCUCGUAGAAUUAGGCGUGACACAGUGGAGAGGGGCAGGGAUAUAAACUCUGUUCUUGAACAGUAUGCAAAAUUUGUUAAGCCUGCAUUUGAUGAUUUUGUUCUACCAUCAAAAAAGUAUGCUGAUGUGAUCAUUCCUCGUGGAGGUGAUAAUCAUGUUGCCAUUGAUUUGAUUGUGCAACAUAUCCGUACAAAGCUCGGCCAACAUGAUCUAUGCAAAAUAUAUCCAAAUGUCUAUGUUAUUCAGUCUACAUUCCAGAUCAGGGGAAUGCAUACGUUGAUUCGUGACCGAGACAUAUCAAAGCAUGAUUUUGUAUUUUAUUCAGAUCGACUUAUACGCCUGGUUGUUGAGCAUGGUCUAGGUCAUCUGCCUUUCACCGAAAAGCAAGUGGUUACUCCCACAGGAUCUGUUUAUACUGGAGUUGAUUUCUGCAAAAAAUUGUGUGGUGUUUCAAUUGUUCGAAGUGGUGAGAGCAUGGAAAAUGCACUUCGUGCAUGUUGCAAAGGCAUUAAAAUUGGUAAAAUUCUGAUUCACCGGGAUGGAGACAAUGGAAAACAGCUUAUAUAUGAGAAGCUCCCCAAGGAUAUUUCAGAACGGCAUGUCUUGCUUCUUGACCCUGUCCUGGCCACAGGUAACUCUGCCAACCAAGCCAUUGAAUUACUCAUUCAGAAAGGAGUACCAGAAAGUCACAUUAUAUUCCUGAAUCUCAUUUCUGCUCCUGAGGGAAUCCAUUGCGUGUGCAAAAGGUUUCCAUCAUUGAAGAUUGUCACAUCUGAGAUUGACAUUGAAAUAAAUGAAGAGUAUCGUGUUAUCCCUGGAUUGGGGGAAUUUGGUGAUCGAUACUUCGGCACCGAUGAUUAGUGUGUCUUAAAGUGGAUACACCUCUUAGGUAGCAGCUGCCUUGAUUAAGAAUAUGAGAAGCAGCUGGCUACAUUGUAUUGAGAUACUAAAGAUUCAGCAAAAAUCAGCAUGAUUGUGAUUUGAGGCCAGGCAGAUUGCAAUAAUCAAUGCAAACCUACUCCAACGUUGAUUUGCAUGAAUGAUUGUCAUAUCGAAUGUAGAGAUCAUUCUUAGCAAGAUGAUGAUACCACACACAAUUCACAAUUCUACCAAUCUUGUUCUCCAAAGUUUGUUAUGUGGAAAAUAUUUCCUAGUUAUCAAUGCAAUCUAUAACUAACCAGAUCAAUCGUCAAUAUAUGCAAACUGUGUUAAUAGUGUUAUUGUAUUUCA